Debaryomyces hansenii CBS767 is the source of this 786-nucleotide messenger RNA. RefSeq names its product acetate uptake transporter family protein. Gene Ontology annotation, molecular function: acetate transmembrane transporter activity. The coding region runs from base 1 to 786 and encodes 261 amino acids. Gene Ontology annotation, cellular component: plasma membrane. The transcript has a single exon. The record is from RefSeq and is a predicted model, not a curated record. Lineage: Eukaryota; Fungi; Ascomycota; Pichiomycetes; Serinales; Debaryomycetaceae.
AUGACAUCAACAGAAUCAAUAGAAUUGAAGGAUAGAACUUCCCAUGAAAGUUUCCAGCCCAGUAAGGUGAAACUUUGUGGUGAUGGAGAAGAGUUUAUAAUAAUUGGAAAUAAGAAGUAUUACAGACAUGAGUUAAUGACUGCCUUUGGAGGUACAUUGAAUCCAGAUAGAUAUGCUCCAUAUCCUGUUCACCAGUUUGGGAAUGCAGCAGCCUUGGGUCUAGCAGCUUUUGGUCUUACAACAUUUGUGCUUGGGCUAUAUUAUACUGGUGCCAUGGGAAUCGCAGUCCCUAACGUUGUGGUUGGAUUAGCUUUAUUCCAUGCUGGAACUAUGGAUUUUUUGACAGGCAUUUGGGAACUUAUCAUUGGUAAUACCUUCGCCGGAACAGUUUUGACCAGUUAUGGAUCUUUUUGGCUUGCAUUUUCGACUCUAUUCAUCGAGUCAUUCGGGAUCAUUGACGCCUACGCCGACGAACCAGAGCAGCUAGCAAAUGCUACCGGCUUGUUCCUCAUUGGCUGGUUUAUUUUCACAAUGUUAAUGACUUUAAUGGCCGUGAAAUCAACAGUUAUGUUUUUAUCCUUAUUUAUUGGGUUGGAUUUCACUUUUCUCCUUCUAGCUAUUGCUAAUUUUACUGGUAAUGCUGCAGUUUCGAAGGCGGGUGGUGUCUUUGCUAUCAUCGCUGCAGUUAGUGGUUGGUGGUGUGCAUUUGCUGGUACUGCUAAUAAGCAAAAUUCCUAUUUUACAGCUAAUCCUAUCCAAUUACCUGUUUUUGGAAGUAACAAAUAA